Eurytemora carolleeae is the source of this 1661-nucleotide messenger RNA. RefSeq names its product dolichyl-phosphate beta-glucosyltransferase (gene wol). NCBI's taxonomy places the organism in Eukaryota, Metazoa, Arthropoda, Copepoda, Calanoida, Temoridae. The transcript is spliced from 9 exons. The record is from RefSeq and is a predicted model, not a curated record. Gene Ontology annotation, cellular component: endoplasmic reticulum membrane. The coding region runs from base 27 to 995 and encodes 322 amino acids.
AUAAGGAUAAAUAUUUUCAGAAGAUAAUGUUAAGCAUACCAUGCUGCUUCAUGGAUCUCAUCUACAUCUUAGAGUGUGCUUUGCUUUUGGUGAUGGUGUUGGGUAUCUAUAUAAGAUCCACGACAAACCCCCACCCUACGAUAGUAUUCUGGCCUUCGGAGGACAAGUAUAAAACCAACGAUGGCAAAUCCUUAAAAUUUGACGACAUUGACGAUAAACCGACAGUAGAUCUAUCGGUGAUCGUUCCUGCUUACAAUGAGGAGGAUCGUCUACCAGCCAUGCUGGACGAGUGCUUGGAAUAUCUUGAAGGACGAAAAACCAGUUAUGAGGUUAUUGUCGUGGACGAUGGUUCUAAGGAUAAGACCUCUGAUAUUGGGCUCAAAUAUACCAAACAAUACGGAAGUAGUAAGGUUCGUGUUAUGACCCUUACUAGGAAUAGAGGGAAAGGUGGAGCAGUAAGGAUGGGAAUGUUAAGAGCAAGAGGAGCUCAGUUACUGUUUGCUGAUGCUGAUGGAGCCACAACAUUCUCAGAACUAUCUAAGCUUGAAGCUGAGUUGGAUAAACUCGGAGGAAAGCAUGGUAUAGUGUGUGGGUCUAGGGCUCACAUGCAGGAUGAAAGCAUAGCUUCGAGAACAUUCUUCAGAACAGUGUUGAUGUAUGGAUUCCAUUUUUGUGUCUGGAUCUUUGCCGUGAAAAGCAUCAGGGACACACAGUGUGGAUUUAAGCUGUUGACGAGGGAUACAGGGAGAAUAGUUUUCAAGUCUCUUCAUAUUGAAAGAUGGGCUUUUGAUGUAGAAAUGCUCAAGAUAGCAGAAAUGUUGAGUAUACCUACAAGAGAGGUGGCGGUUAGAUGGACUGAGAUAGAUGGUUCCAAACUCAACCCUAUCUUAGCUGCAGUACAGAUGUUCAAGGACAUUUUCUUUCUCUGGUGCAAAUAUGCACUGGGCGCAUGGAAACUUAAUGUGUCGAGCUUAGAAAACUUCAAGCUAGACUAGAACUUCAAGCUAGAGAACUUCAAGCUAGACUAGAACUUUAAGCUAAAGAACUUCAAGUUAGACUAGAACUUUAAGCUAGAGAACUUCAAACUAAAGAACUUCAAGCUAGAGAACUUCAAGCUAGAGAACUUCAAGCUAGAGAACUUCAAGCUAGAGAACUUCAAGGCUAGAGAACUUCAAGCAAGAGAACUUCAAGCCAGAGAUCUUCAAGCUAGAGAACUUCAAGCUAGAGAACUUCAAGCUAGAGAACUUCUAGCCAGAGAACUUCAAGGCUAGAGAACUUCAAGCCACAGAAAAUUUCAAGCUAAAGAACUUCAAGGCUAGAGAACUUCAAGCUAGAGAACUUCAAGCUAGAGAACUUCAAGCUAGAGAACUUCAAGCUAGAAAAUUUCAAGCUAGAAAACUAAGUUCAAGAACUUAAGUAAUAGAACUUCGAGCUAGAGAACUUCAAGCUAGAGAAUUUCAAGCUAGAGAAUUUCAAGCUAGAGAAUUUCAAGCUAGAGAGUUUCAAGCUAGAGAAUUUAAAGCUAGAGAAUUUCAAGCUGGAGAACUUCAAGCUAGGGCACUUCGAGCUAGGGCACUUCAAGCUAGAGCACUUCAAGCUAGAGAACUUCAAGCUGGAAACUUCAAGCUAGAGAACUUUAAGCUAGAAAUCUUUAAAAAAAA